Molecule: messenger RNA, 2500 nt
Organism: Sphaeramia orbicularis (orbiculate cardinalfish)
Lineage: Eukaryota; Metazoa; Chordata; Actinopteri; Kurtiformes; Apogonidae
Gene: tbx6
Product: T-box transcription factor 6
Exons: 8
Coding region: 55-2349 (764 amino acids)
Biological process (GO): positive regulation of DNA-templated transcription; somitogenesis; regulation of transcription by RNA polymerase II
Cellular component (GO): nucleus; chromatin
Molecular function (GO): DNA-binding transcription factor activity, RNA polymerase II-specific; RNA polymerase II cis-regulatory region sequence-specific DNA binding
Source: RefSeq, a predicted model, not a curated record
GUAUGUUACUUUACAGCAGCUGAAUACAACGGGUGGCAAACACAGACACGGACCAUGCUGAGUGUGGAGAUGUAUCCCAGUUUGACCCUGGGGUCUCAAAGACUCGGAGACUGUUUUUACCGAGACCGGGAGCCGUCUGCCCACAUGCCACUUUUCCCCACUGCGUGUGAUGUGGCGGCCAAAGCCCUGCCCCCGAGACUACUGGCCCCUCCCCCACCCCCCAGUGACCCUGCACCCAAAAGCCAAGAUGGGGUGAAGAUGGAGCUGGAAAAUAUCUCUUUAUGGAAGCAGUUCAGCUCUGUAGGCACAGAAAUGAUCAUCACAAAGAAGGGCAGACGGAUGUUCCCAGGGUUGAGGAUGAAGGUGUCAGGCCUGAGUCCGUCUCUCCGUUACAUCCUCCUGAUGGACAUUGUCCCAGUGGACAACUCUCGCUAUCGUUUCCAAGGCGGCAGCUGGCAGGCUGUGGGCGGGGCAGAGGCCAGGCUUCCAGACCGGGUGUUCAUCCACCCAGACUCCCCUGCCACAGGAGCCCACUGGCAGAGCCGCACCAUCUCCUUCCACUACGCCAAACUCACCAACAACACACUGGACGCACGGGGACAUAUCAUCCUCCACUCACUCCAUCGCUAUCAGCCAAGGGUUCAUGUAAUUGAAGCCAGAGAUGUGUUGAGGUGGGGAGGGGGCCAGUACUCUUUUGUUUUCCCUGAGACUCAGUUUAUCACUGUCACUGCAUACCAGAACAACAAGAUCACAGAGCUGAAGAUCAACUCCAACCCGUUUGCCAAAGGCUUCAGAGAAGAUGGCAUGAACUGCAAAAAACAAAGAGACGCGAGGCAGAAGCGUAAAAUCUCUCUCCUGACUGAAACCUUGGAUAUUGUAAACUGUGAUCCUUGUGAUUCCACGGAGCUUCUCCCACAGCCCACGGCCACCUCAGGGCCUGGUGCAGACCUGCAGGCCCUGGCUCUGGCCGGCCUGCCUGCACUGCCGGACCCCACCUGUGGGUUCAGACCAGAGGAGACCCCCUUCCAGGACUCACUGGUCUCGGAGCAGACGUUAGACCUCGGCCAAGCAUUCAUGGCUUCUCAGAUGUCUGACGUUAACAUCUCCAUGACCGGCGGGAUGGAGAACACGGCAGGAAAUGAGGUGGCAAAUGCCAUAAUCGAAGGGUCAGAUGCUCAGCUGGGUGAGGCAGCGUACACCUCCGUCUUCCCCACCACUCAGACCACCUCCUCCCCUUUCCCCCCAGCUCCCCUCCCUCCACCAGCCCCCUCCUUCUCCUCCCUCCCCGUCCCUGACUCCUCAGACACAUCUAACCCUCAGCCCACCAUCCCCCCCAUCGACUACCCCUCUAUCCUCACCUCCUCUCCCACGCUCCCGCCCUCCUCCACCACCACCCCCUCCCUGCAGCAGACCUCCUUCACCUUCCCCACUCCACCCCAUUCCAACUCCUCCUCACCACAGCCCCUCCUUCUUCCUCCCUCCUCCUCCUCUCCCUCCUCCUCCUCCUCUUCCAACACUUAUCACCCCAUCACUGCCACCGACUCGGAGGCGAUCAGCCCCCACACACCUCCUGACACCUCCUCCUUCCCUGUGCCGUCGUCUGCAUGUCAGUCAGGCCUGCAGGACCAAAUGUCGGCUCAUCCUCUGCUCGGCCAGCCCAGCCAGGUGCUCCAUGGAGAACCAAUCACCAACGCAAGUGAUCACAGCUCAGCAGAAUUCAUUUGCCCCAACUUACUGCCCCCAAAUCCUGUGAGUGCUCAGCCUCUCCCCAACCAAAACCAACCUCCUCCUCCCACUCUUUCAGGCUCUCUUCCUGCGUACAGUGCCUCCUCAUCCUUUGCAUUCCCUCCUCACAUGCAGAAUCUGUCUUUUCCAAAUAUGUCCCCCGGUCCCGCCCACACCGCCCUGCACCUCCCAAAUCUGAGCCACCAGACCCAGACUCCCCCCUUCCCUCACUCAUCUUCCUCCCUUCCUCACCCUCCUUCCCAGCCAUCCUCUUCCUCUUAUGCCUCAUCCCACCCUCAGACCCUUCCCAAUCCCCCUGCCCCCCCUUCCUCCUCCUCAUACCCUCCAGUGGAUAUCAGUGCUAUCUCUCAGUUCAACGCCGCUGUCCCCUAUCGUCCGGAGAUGGUACGACACCACCCGUCUCUCCUCCCUCAGCUGGACCCACCCCUUCCCUCUGCUCCCCCAGCCCUCUACCCUCCCUUUUCAUCCUACCCUCUCCGGCUUUGUCAGGACCCACACCCAUCCCUAACCAUCCCACUCAGGCAUCUGUACAGACAGCACCAGCAUGGUCACGCCCAUGCCCAGGGGUCCUACCUGGACAUGAGCACAAGAGCUGUGUUUUAGUUCCUGGCAAUAAUAGAAACAAAAUUAUUUUGAUAUAAUAGCGCUUUUAGCAGUGUGUAGUUUUACCUCAUGUAGUCCGUUCAUUGUAGUGUGUGUGUGUGUUUUCUUAAGAUGUUUGCUGCUCUGAAUUUUUAAUAAAUAGAUUCAUGAA